AUGAGGGCAUCAGUAGUUGUGGGUGCAAGUGAGGUGGUAACUGUCACGAAUGCCAGGAUUCCCUACACUCUUAGCUUCCACCUGCACGUCUACACCUCUCUUCCCCUAGAGUGUGUCUCCUGCAUUUCAGACCCUGGAAUCUCCCGCACUGCUUCUGCUGCCCUCAUAAAAACCCUGCUCUUCCAGUCCCUCCUGAGAGGGUUUUGGCCAGUCUCCAUGCUCAGGAGACUCAGUGGUGUCCUGUCUGGGCAGGCCUGGGAUAGGGUUCUAUACACAUCUGCACGUUUAGGUCCAGGCUCUCACAGAGUCUUUUAG
This is a messenger RNA of Rangifer tarandus platyrhynchus (Svalbard reindeer), 315 nucleotides long. The record is from the annotation of a GenBank genome assembly. Lineage: Eukaryota; Metazoa; Chordata; Mammalia; Artiodactyla; Cervidae.